CAGGCGCAGAACACCGUUUGCCUGUCGCGUGUGCGGCCUCUCUUCCUCUACCGCCAUCAUGGGUCGCAUGCACGCUCCCGGAAAGGGCUUGUCCCAGUCAGCUCUUGCCCUACAGGCGCGUGUUCCCACUUGGCUGAAACUCACAUCCGAUGAUGUCAAGAGCAGAUCUUCAAACUGGCCAAAAAAGGCCUGACCCCCUCAUCAGAUUGGUGUGAUUCUGAGGGACUCCCAUGGUGUGGCUCAGGUGCGUUUCGUCACUGGCAAAAGAUCUGAGGAUCUGAAGUCCAAAGGUCUGGCCCCAGACCUGCCCGAGGAACUGUACCACCUGAUCAAGAAGGCUGUGGCUGUCAGGAAGCACCUGGAGGGAGAAACCGAAAGUAUGACCACCCUGCAAACGCCACCUCCAACAAGGGCUGAUAAGGACGCCAAGUUCCGCCUGAUUCUCAUUGAGAGCAGGAUCCACAGGCUGGCCCGUUACUACAAGACCAAGAGAGUACGGCCCCCCAACUGGAAGUAUGAGUCCUCUACAGCUUCUGCUCUGGUGGCAUAAAGUCGUCUUUUUGGAUUAAUAAAACAGGUUAAAUUGAAACUGA
Molecule: messenger RNA, 593 nt
Organism: Sphaeramia orbicularis (orbiculate cardinalfish)
Lineage: Eukaryota; Metazoa; Chordata; Actinopteri; Kurtiformes; Apogonidae
Gene: rps13
Product: ribosomal protein S13
Biological process (GO): translation
Cellular component (GO): nucleolus; ribosome; cytosolic small ribosomal subunit
Molecular function (GO): small ribosomal subunit rRNA binding; structural constituent of ribosome
Source: RefSeq, a predicted model, not a curated record